AUGACGUUUCUUUCACUUUGGAAGUAUAUUGUGAACAGUGACCAUAUUCAUCCAAGAGUGGUUCAACGAUGGCAAGUUGCGCUGGUUGCGUGGGAGGUUGUUCAUUUGAGUAAGAAGACACGCAGAGAGUUUGACGACGUCUACAGGUUGUUAAAUGAAAAGCAAGACAAGGAGAAGCCAGUGAAGAAAUAA
Molecule: messenger RNA, 192 nt
Organism: Penicillium angulare
Lineage: Eukaryota; Fungi; Ascomycota; Eurotiomycetes; Eurotiales; Aspergillaceae
Exons: 1
Coding region: 1-192 (63 amino acids)
Source: RefSeq, a predicted model, not a curated record